AAAAUGCAUACGAUUUGCCUCCGGUGAAAUAAAGGAGGGAUAAAGAAAGAGAAAGGGAUAGUGAUCGGACGCAUGGAGGUCUGAUGUGAUGAACUGAUCUUAUAUGAGUGAUUACAGGUUGUUUCGAGCAGUUAUGGUGUCACGGACGCGUUUGAAAGGGAUCGUGUCAUUUCGGCGUGUGAUUGAUGUUUCUGAAUGAGAGUUUUCUCACAGGCCUCAGAUAUCAAACUCAUUUUCAGCAUCAGACACCAGAGAGUUUAUUUUCCGAUCUCGCAUCUGUCCCUAAGUUAUCUGUGAAGUUUUGGAGAUGAAGAGGGUGAAUAGUUUCCAGAGGUUUAUGAACAGUCGUGCGGCUGCGAACAGCCGUUACAAACCAACAUGUUAUGAGCAUGCCGCCAACUGCUACACCCAUGCUCUUUUGAUCGUCCCAGCGUUCGUGGGCAUGGCUCUGUUGCACCGGCUCUCUGAUGAUCGCUGGGAACGGAUCACGGCUUGGAUUUACGGCAUGGGCCUGAUCGGCCUGUUCCUCGUCUCCACCGUCUUUCACAUCAUCGCAUGGAAAAAGAGUCACAUGAGGAGCAUGGAGCACUGUUUCCACAUGUGUGAUCGAGUCGUCAUUUACUUCUUCAUCGCUGCCUCAUAUACACCAUGGCUGAAUUUACGUGAACUCGGUCCUCUGGCAGCUCACAUGAGAUGGUUUGUGUGGUUGAUGGCGGCGGCGGGAACAAUCUAUGUAUUCAACUACCAUGAAAAGUAUAAGUUAGUUGAAUUGGCCUUUUACCUGACCAUGGGAUUUUUCCCUGCUCUGGUGGUGACAUCAAUGAGCAACACAGAUGGAUUGUAUGAGCUGGCGUUCGGAGGCUUCAUCUACUGUCUGGGUGUCGUCUUCUUCAAAUCGGACGGCGUGAUACCGUUCGCUCACGCCAUCUGGCACGUCUUUGUGGCGCUUGCUGCCGCCGUCCACUACUACGCCAUCUGGAAAUACCUGUACCGUAGCCCCACGGCAGAUGAAAUCAGAGAUGCCUGACCGCUUCCCAUGCCUCCUCCUUAAACUUGAGCUCUUACUCAUCAUUUCCAUUCAUUUGCAUUUUUCACGCCCCAUCUGUCACUCAAUUGAUCCAAAAAAUCCACCGGGAACAUCAGCUAGACAUGUUUACCAGUACGACCAUGCAAUGUUUACAGUUUUCUAACAAACUCGGAGCAGUAUGUAUGUAUGCGUUUCGAUUUCAUCAGUAUUGUGUAAAUAUUGAAAUCCAAGCAUAGAUAUAUGAAUAACUUUGAUUUUUGUGCAUUCUGACACACACACAUAACAAAUGUAGUGAAUUACUUGAUAUAUUCAUCUUUCUGUCUUAAUUCCAUGCUUUGGUAUUGAUAAAAAAUAUAUUUUUACAUCUAAACUUGCUCACUUUUACCUCAGAUACUUCAGUCUGUUGUUGUGGUUUCCUAAAUCUUUCCUUCAUAUUCUGCUCAUUCGGCAGAUUUUAAAAAGUGUUACGUCGAGGUUUCUCCGCUACACUUUUCUAACCACAUGUGGAAGAACCGCAUAUAUUUCGUAUUUUAUUUUUAUCCUUGAAUUGUGUUGGUGAGAAACUGAGGGAGAUAUUUAACAACUAUUUCAAUGUUGCCAGCUGUUUUACAGGUUUUUAACACUUUACAACGUUUUUCUUGCUGUUUCUCAAAUGCAGCACAAAUCAUUCAGUCGACUCUGGACGGUUAAGUUUUAAAGAUUAGAAAGAUUAAGAUAUAAAUGUGUCCAGGUUUAUCCACAGUUAUCACGGAAAAGAAGCCGUUUUUAAUUUUCCAUAACGUUUUUAUGAAUCGCUAUUCGAUAUUGAUCUGAGCAUGAUGAUGAAGUUUGUCUUCAAACUUUAAAGAGAAGAUUUACAAGACUUCACUUUCCGUCAUCUGUGUCUAGUGGUUUAUAGCAGAAGAGGAUCAUGAGAUAUUGAGUUGAAUGAUAAUCCUUCAGGUCUCAUCAUCUUCAUUCCAGACUUUCAAUUGCAUUUCUGCAGAAAACAUUUCCGACACUGUGAAUAAACAUUGAAAGCGGUUGAAUUGCAGUUCAGAUGAAUGUAAGCCUGAUGUGAGAUCCCAGUCUGGAGGCUCAGAGAUUGUUGAAUUUCUCAGCUCUGAUGGGACUGUGACGUUGUCUGUAUUGGUGUUAUUUUAAUGUUCAAAGACUAAAGUGUGUGAUAUUUCAUUGUGGUUGAUUAACACAAUUCUGUCAUUUGAACUUUAGUGUUCGGAUUGGAUGAACGUGGUGUUCAUGAAUUGUACUCUGGGACAAACUGACUUUUGUAAAACUUUAUACAUCUUGUUGUGGCACAUAAUACUGCACUGUCUGAUGCUUCUGCUGUUUUCAUCACACAUGAUGUUUUGGUGCUGGUGUCGCAGUACUGUACAUGUCUGAUAUUUACGUUUUAAUAAAGACAGCAUUAACAGUA
Molecule: messenger RNA, 2444 nt
Organism: Misgurnus anguillicaudatus (oriental weatherfish)
Lineage: Eukaryota; Metazoa; Chordata; Actinopteri; Cypriniformes; Cobitidae
Source: RefSeq, a predicted model, not a curated record